AGCUCCUUUUAUAAGAGAGGAACAUUCAGAAAAAUAUCAGUAGUCUUCCAUCGAUCACCAGGAAAGAUGAUUCUUAAUAAAAUAGUUAUAUCGAUCAUUUUUAGUACGAGUUGUCUGCAGAUAAUAUGUGGAGCUGGUUAUUCUAAAGUCUAUGUUCAUAGAGGCGCAGAAGAAGUUCCAGUGGAAUAUUUAAAUUACGGCGCACCUCCAGUUGUAAGAAAUCCACAAAUAGCUCAAAUAUCAGCUGCUCCUAUUGGAUCCGUUUUGCCACUACAAAACGUUGUAUCAGGAUGUGUGGCGCCAUGCGUUAUUCCUAGUCAAUCUGUGAACACCGUAGCUGCCGUGCCUACUAGUUCUAAAAUCAUUGCCUAUAAUACUCCAAAUGUACCUACUGUUGUUCUUCCAAAUUCUGAUGAGAAAACAAGUUACGAAUAUUCAUAUGUAGUCUACGAUGAGAAUACUGGAGAUAGAAAGGCACAACGGGAAUUAAGUGAUGGCUCAGUGGUACAAGGAGAGUAUUCUUUUAUUCAACCGGAUGGUUAUGUGCGAGAAGUUAAAUAUAGAGCUGAUGACUUAACAGGAUUCAAUGCCAUAGUGAAAAAUUUCUUGCCAGAAUCAACACCAGAUGAAGACGCGAAAAAACCUACAAAAAAAGGUAAAAGUGAACCAGACCCAGCAUGUCAACCGAUUCAAACAGGUGCAUUGAAAGUAGACUCAGAAUUAACCGAAUCUACUGAAAUAACAGUAGCGCCAACAGUUGAAUCAGCUCCUGAAGUAGCCUCAGUUUCUAUAAAAGAGUCUGAAGCUAUUGUGGUUAUCGACUCUACUACUCCUGAUGCGAAUUCUGCAUUUUCCACUGAAUCUUCUGUUCAGUUAAUCGGAUCGCCACUCAAUUCACCAGCUGCACUAGUUGAAAACCCUUCUGCUACUAAAGCUAUUGAACCACCAACUGACAAUUCAGUUGAAUUGAUCAAAGAUUCUACUAGUGAUUCCACGUCAGCUGAACCAGAUCAUGACAUUAUUAACUGUACAGAUGAAACACAUACACACGAAGCUGUAGAAACUCCUAUUGAGACGAUUCCUAAACCUGAAGUGCCAUUGGCAAACGGACUUGUAUCAUAUAAAGAUAUUAUUCGAUGCGUACAAGCAGCUAUAGCUAAUGGUGAUCCGAAUGCGAAUACUAAUAUUUCUCCAUUGACAUACAUAAUUUUACCUGGAACCAAUAAACCAUGUUAAAAAAUAAGUACAUCCAUGUCCUGAAAAGUGUAAUAAUAAUAUUCUAGUCUUAUUUUUGAAAACCAAUGUCGACUUGAAUUGUAUUAUAGGUUUGUGUAAAGUAAUAUAUUGGUAUGAUUUUGAGUAAAAUGAGCAAAGAAAAACACAA
Galleria mellonella (greater wax moth) is the source of this 1384-nucleotide messenger RNA. RefSeq lists its product as uncharacterized. Bases 67 to 1236 code for a protein of 389 amino acids. NCBI's taxonomy places the organism in Eukaryota, Metazoa, Arthropoda, Insecta, Lepidoptera, Pyralidae. The record is from RefSeq and is a predicted model, not a curated record. The transcript is spliced from 4 exons. Gene Ontology annotation, cellular component: extracellular matrix.